Molecule: messenger RNA, 837 nt
Organism: Sphenostylis stenocarpa
Lineage: Eukaryota; Viridiplantae; Streptophyta; Magnoliopsida; Fabales; Fabaceae
Source: the annotation of a GenBank genome assembly
AUGACCAUACAUUAUGUCACAACCGUAGAGGAUAGCUUGUCACCUCUGCAAUCACAUAUUAAAGUGCUUCAGCUCUUGGCAACUUGCUUCUUCUUCUUCUUCCACUUCCUCUGCUUUUGUUUUUCGACUUUCGAAACCUCGUACAAAUCCAGGGCUCUUCGCUUCUGUUUCAAUCUCCUUAUGGAUUCUUCUUCUGAUCACCCUCCCUCGUCAUCUCUUCGUUCUACUGAAGAUGUUCAAAAGGUUAAGUUCUGUCAGUGGUGUGGUGGUUCAACAAAGCAUGGAAUACCUGAAGGAGAAGAAAGGUUGAGAGCUAUAUGUACCAGUUGUGGGAAUAUUGCCUAUCAGAACCCAAAAAUGGUAGUCGGUUGCCUCAUUGAACACGAUAACAAGGUCCUCCUUUGCAAGCGGAAGAUUGAACCAUCUUAUGGCCUAUGGACACUUCCCGCUGGUUAUCUGGAAAUUGGAGAGUCAGCUAUGGAAGGUGCUAUCAGGGAAACAAGGGAGGAAGCCAAUGCUGAUGUGGAAGUGAUUUCGCCCUUUGCUCAAUUAGAUAUUCCUUUAAUUGGCCAAACUUAUAUAAUCUUCUUAGCAAGGUUGAAGAGCCCCCACUUUUCACCUGGUCCAGAAUCAUCAGAAUGCCAGCUUUUCUCACUCAAUGAAAUACCAUUCAGCUCUCUAUCCUUUUCAUCAAUGGUGGUUACUUUAAGUUUGUAUGUUGAAGAUUUAAAGGCAGGAGGAAAACCUAAAUUUCAUUAUGGUACUAUUAACAAGAGGCCUGGAACUAGUGCUUCUGAUAUUAAUGCCUAUACACUGGAUCAUCACAUGCAAUCAUGA